AUGGCACCACAGAUCACAAUCCAGCGGAUCAAUACAGUAGCCGACAGCAACAGUACGGCUAUUGCUGCAGUACUCAACACCGCUGAGCUCUUAGAGAACGUCCUGCUUCGUGUUGAUCCUGCGAGAAUGGUAUUCACCAUGCAACGCGUUUCUGCCUUAUGGCAGAACGUUAUCACCCACUCCAUCAAGAUCAAACGUAUGCUCUUCCUCAUACCAAUUGGCGAGUAUGCAACGAGGUUCAUCGGCCUGGCACGCUCUGAGGGUGAGGACUUCUUCCCAAUACCGACAUACACCGAGGGCGCUUUAGCACUCAAUGAUCAGAAAAUCCACCGCUCGCUCUCGCCAAUGACAAGAAAAAGUGUUUCGCACCGCAGAAUCCGUCAGUGGGUCGAGGGUCGCCUCCAAGGCGAAUGCCGCAUUGACAAUGACAUCGGGCCCGAUCAGCAACGAGUCCGUUUCACUUGGACUGAAGGAGCCUAUCCAAGGAUCAACGGUGGUAAAGGCGACAAUUUGGAAAGUCGGGGCUUCGACAACAAGAGCGCUUCUUGGCGGAGAAUGUUCCUCACGCAACCUCCGUGUACAUGGGUCCGCCUGCAUCUCAAAUUCACGCCCUCGGUGUCCCCCGUCCCCCUUGACUUCUUCAGACGGUCCCGCUUGCAACGCUAUGGUAUAGUUCUGAGCAACGGUGUCACUUUGGGGGAUCUGUUUGACAGGCUGGAAGACCUGGUGCACAAGAUGUGGAUGGAAAGUCAAGGCUCACCUCUUCCGAGAGCAGAGAACUUCCUCCUGUCUAUGACUUGGUGUAUACUGGAAGCGAAGCCAGAACACGAACCCGACACGGUUCUCGAGCCUCCCACGGAGGAGAACUCGCACAUUCGGACAUUCGACGGCAAGUAUGGCCUGCAAUACACGACGUGA
Molecule: messenger RNA, 918 nt
Organism: Coniosporium apollinis CBS 100218
Lineage: Eukaryota; Fungi; Ascomycota; Dothideomycetes
Exons: 1
Coding region: 1-918 (305 amino acids)
Source: RefSeq, a predicted model, not a curated record